AUCAUUGUCCCACAUCUCAACCUCACCAAAUCCUACCCAGUAUCCAACCCAUCGAAAACCCGCGCCAAUUACCGAGAUGACAUUCGAUACCUCCACCCGACCGGAGCACAUACAGGGCAUCCUGUCCAGUCUCGAUCGUUACAACCCAGAGACCGUCACGAUUUUUCAAGACUACGUACAACAGCAGUGUGAGAACAGGACAUACGACAGUCUUGCAAAUUUGGCUCUUCUGAAACUGUGAGUAUUCUAUACCCGAGUUUCAUGCCUUUUCUUUGUUACUGUGAUGAGUAUAUCGUCAACGUUUCCUAUUACCCGAGGGGGAUGAACCCUCUAUAACUGAGUGAAAUUUGUCAUUUCUGAUGUACUGCGGCUUCUCCCUGCCAUCGCGUCUCCUUCUUUCCUCCUUCUUCAUUCUGGGGCGAAAGAAGCUAACGGGGGUACCCUGCAAAAAAAAAAGCUACCAAUUCAACCCCCACCUCACCCGCGACGAGACAAUUACCAACAUCCUCGUUAAGGCCCUCACCGUCUUCCCAUCUGCCGACUUCGGCCUCUGCCUGCACCUCCUUCCAGCUAACGCCCUGACCGAACCGCCGAUCGACCCCUUCGCGGAAGCUGUGCUGAAACUGUUCUCCCUCUCCCGCCUCUUGGAAGCCUGCGAAUACAGGGAUUUCUGGAUGACACUCGAUUCCGACGACUUGUACGCCGAUCUGGUCACCGACUGCGCCGGCUUCGAGGAGCUGAUCAGGCUCCGAAUCGCCAGCACUAUAGCCCAGUCCAAUCGUGAAAUUACUAGGGAGCUAUUGGAGGGCUGGCUGAAUCUUGUCGGGGAUGGGUUUGAUAGCUUUGUUAAGGGGAGCUGCGGGUGGGCGAUUGAGGGGGAUGUGGUAAAGAUUCCGUUGAACAAGGAAAAUGAGGCGAAGACUACGGUCACUAGGGAGAAUGUGAAGUUUGAUCGUGGGUUUCCCCCUUCCUUUUUCUUGUCCACCUACUAGCUGGUGGACUGGGAAUAGUGGCUAAUGCUCGGUGGGAAAAUGUAGAAUUCCAGAGGGUUAUCAAACGUGCGUAUGAGCAGCCGGCUUAGGGUGGCGGCGGGGGUGGGUGCUGAUAUGAAUGCUUGGAGUGGAUUUCUUUUCACUGCUGGUAUCGUCUUGAAACAAGACAGAGGUGUAUCAAAACCGGAUCUGGCUGGGAUACUUGGAGUUUGCGGAGUCAGAAGUCUAUAAAAGUUUUUUUCUCAUCUUUAGAUUUUCCUUUCUUUAAUUCUAGCUUGAUUUUUUCAUCCGUCACUUGUUCUUGCACAUUCUUUCCUCCUCCCUUCUCCCCACCGGCCUCUGGGUUCAUGUUUCAUAUUUGAGAGAAUACCGUGAUGCGUCAGCUUGCGGGGUCGGCAUUGUCCGAAUUCACAACGUGUCACUCG
Messenger RNA from Tuber aestivum (summer truffle), 1417 nucleotides. The record is from the annotation of a GenBank genome assembly. Lineage: Eukaryota; Fungi; Ascomycota; Pezizomycetes; Pezizales; Tuberaceae.